Mizuhopecten yessoensis (Yesso scallop) is the source of this 2240-nucleotide messenger RNA. RefSeq names its product homeobox protein EMX2-like. The transcript is spliced from 3 exons. Gene Ontology annotation, molecular function: DNA binding; DNA-binding transcription factor activity, RNA polymerase II-specific. The record is from RefSeq and is a predicted model, not a curated record. Gene Ontology annotation, biological process: regulation of DNA-templated transcription; brain development; central nervous system development. The coding region runs from base 570 to 1364 and encodes 264 amino acids. Lineage: Eukaryota; Metazoa; Mollusca; Bivalvia; Pectinida; Pectinidae.
UUACCUGAGUCGAGCAACGAAAAAGAAUUUUGUUUAAAACAAGAAAGACAUCAUCAGGCGACAUAUGAUACAUCAGGCUGCUAAGAACAUCGAUCCCGUCCAUAAUUAUAACGUGCUGCCACCUAGCGGGCUAAAUGACCCUCGCAGACGACAGAGCAUUAACUGGCCAAUCGCUGUCGCCGACCAGAAGCCUAUUAACCGGAGGAAACGAACUCAAAGAAAAUGAUCGAAAGCAAUUCUACUGGCCAGUUACGAUUGCUCGUCAGAGAAAGUGCCAUCAUUACACUAAAAGAGAAUCUGCUGAUUUGAAGGUAGACACUUUGUGUUGACAUAGGACUGUCCUUCAUUUGAGGAAAAAAUCACAAUAUUUAAAUUAUAUUUAUUCUAUUAUAUGAAAGCAAAUUACGAGUGAAAGUUUAUGAAUUAUGACUUUUGAUUCCUAUUUGUCACUGACUUUCUGAUAUAUAAAUUUCAAAAAUAUCUGAUGAUUUCGACAGGAAAUUAUUAAUUCUAUGACAUAAUUAGGGGACAUCUUGUGAAAGUAUUUAAGUGGAAGCAGGAAAAACAAUAUGAAGCCCAUUUUGCCUGUUCCGAAACACGCUUCAAAUGGAUUUUCUAUUGACUCUUUGAUUCACAAGGAGACUCGUUCUACCCAGGGUACCGAACCCCAGCACAGCAUCACCAGUUCCUUCUCGUCUGGCCUCUCAUCCUCGGCUCAGGACGCUGCUCUCAUUGCGGGUAGAAUCCCACCUCUGCACCCGGCAUUGCCACCUCAUGUGCGAAACUUACUGCUAGCUGAACAAUCUCAACUAAAUCCAAAUGACUUGCUAGCAUUACAACGAUCUGCAGCAUGGGCGUUUCAGAAUACCAUGGCCCCGGGGGUAACGUCCCUGGGUCGGACUCUUCCACCACCAACAGUUUCUUCCCUCCAUCCUUUUUAUCCCGGACUUUUAGGUGCAAGCCGAGAUCCUACGAAUAUGUAUCCAUGGAUGUUGGCACGACACCCUCAGGGUCUGUUUGGACUUCCGUUCGGUCACCAAGAUCCUAGCUUUUACUUCCAUCCUUACCGGAAACCGAAACGCAUCCGGACAGCAUUUUCACCAUCACAACUCCUAAAAUUAGAACACGCGUUUGAGAAGAAUCAUUAUGUGGUCGGACAGGAAAGGAAAGAUUUGGCGGCCAAACUUGGUCUGACGGAAACUCAGGUGAAAGUUUGGUUCCAAAACAGACGAACAAAGUUCAAAAGAGUGAAGAGCGAUGACGAUGAGCCACAAGACGAUGCUGAAGGGCAGCAACAAGACGAUAUUAAUGUUACUGACUACCACGAGGGGGCGUCUGAAUCGGAGAGCGAGGAAAAUGAGUAGAUUUGCGUGAGAACAUCAUAAGACUGAUUAAGACUGAUAUACCGAAACUUACAUGUGCGGCAUACAAGUGCCUUCCAUUUGUAUUUCCUUAUCACGUGUUUACAACAAUUGACGGAGUGAAAAUGGAGUCGAUUGAACUGCUGCAUUACAUAACGAUGGCAUUUAAUUUUAUGUUAUUAUUUUGCCAGAAUGUAUACACUAUUUGAAUCUGGCAUGGCUAUUAAAGCUCACAAGUAGAGUACAGUGAAGAUACUUGUAGCGGUUAAUUAUCGAAUAUAGAUGUGAUAACAUAGUUUUAAAGACGUUUGCAUGACUUUUAUUUGCCAUUGUUUUUUAAAUUACGGAGAAACACGUGUUUAAUUUAUGAUAUUAAAAACGAUGAAAAUAAUAUUACUUUUAAAGAAUCAUGUAAGAAGCUAAAUCACUGUCCAAAAAUUAUGUACCUCAGGGAAAUAUAUGCAAUAUAUUAGUUAGCAAACAUGAUGAUUUAUGAUUAGGACAGUUUCAUUUAAGCUGCAGACUGUUGAGCCAAUCCUGGCAAUAUGUGUCAAUACAGUGUACAUAUAGUUCUUGGUAGUUGUUGUUUAAAUCUUCUAUUCAAUCAUUUCUCAUCCGCAUUCUGAACACAUGCCGUAGAUAAUUCCUUUCCUGAAAUAUGAUAAAAAGGAUGUCAAAGAGUUGCUACGAAACUAUCUUCAUUAUUUCAAAGAAAUGUUAAAUGUAGAUCAUCAUUUGUGUUCAAAGACAUUUUAUCGAAAUGAGGGCUUCUCUUGUCGUAGAUUUAAUCGUUGUACAACAUAUUACCGAAAUUUUCUCAUUCUAUUUUCACCUUAUUCUUUUGCCAGAUGUGCUUCACUGUAUAAAUAAAACAAUGCU